Molecule: messenger RNA, 3036 nt
Organism: Raphanus sativus (radish)
Lineage: Eukaryota; Viridiplantae; Streptophyta; Magnoliopsida; Brassicales; Brassicaceae
Product: protein FAR1-RELATED SEQUENCE 2
Exons: 8
Coding region: 444-2906 (820 amino acids)
Biological process (GO): regulation of DNA-templated transcription
Molecular function (GO): zinc ion binding
Source: RefSeq, a predicted model, not a curated record
ACACGAACAUUUUAGGGAAAAAAAAAGAAUAAUUCUCUUCUCCGGUGCUCGGUUUUUUUCUCUUAACAUUUACCGGCAGCGUUUCGUUCAACGCUCGAAGUCGUUUUGAGUCUCUCUCCCUCCCACUUUUCGCUGCAAUUCUGUGCAUAUCAGAUUUUCUCAGAACUACCCUUCGAUUUCUCUCGAAGCGAUGUUGCUCUUCUUUGCACCUCUGUGCUAAGUAACACUGUUAAAUUAGGUAACUCCACUCAGACGACGGAGAAAAUCUGAGUUCGAGAGUUUGAUUUCGAACUUUCCACUUGUUGGGGUUUGUGCAAGUUUUUAAUUUGAGACCGAACUAGGAAUUAGGCUCCUACCUUUAUGACUUCCCUUCACAUGAAUAUAGCUAAAAGAAAAAUGGAUGGAAUCUAGGUGCUUAUGGUCCUGAUAGUUUCGGAUGUGAGAUGGAUGUUGAAGGCGUGGCAAUAGAUCUUCUAUCAACAAGCGGUGGCAAUGUUGACGAGUCUUGUGACGCGAGCACGAGUGGAAACGCUACUGCUAGGAGCAGCACCUUAGAGCAUGUUGCCACCUUUGGCGAGCCGAGGAACGGCAUGGAGUUCGAGUCCAAGGAGGCUGCGUACUAUUUCUACAGAGAAUACGCUCGAUCGGUGGGGUUCGGCAUCACGAUAAAAGCCAGCCGUCGCUCCAAGAGAUCAGGGAAGUUCAUCGACGUCAAAAUAGCUUGUUCGAGAUUCGGAACCACCAAGCGCGAGACAACCGCGGUUAUAAAUCCCAGAUCAUGUCCCAAGACGGGUUGCAAAGCUGGUCUGCAUAUGAAGAGGAAAGAAGACGAGAGAUGGGUUGUGAACAGUUUCGUCAAAGAACAUAACCACGAGAUCUGUCCUGAUGAUUUUUACGCCGGCGUAAGGGGAAAGAAGAACAAGCCUGGUGGCGCAAAGAAAGGUCUUCAACUGGCUCUAGAAGAGGAAGAUAUUAAGCUAAUGCUCGAGCAUUUCGCGGACAUGCAGGAGAAGCAGCCUGGUUUCUUCUACGCGGUGGAUCUCGACGCUGAGAAGAAACGUUUUAGAAACGUGUUCUGGCUCGAUGUGAAGGGUAAGCAAGACUAUUGCAGUUUCUCUGAUGUUGUGCUCUUCGACGCGUUUUACGUUAGGAGCGGGGGGUGCAGAAUCCCUUUCGCUCCUUUCGUCGGGGUUAACCGUCACCGUCGGUAUGCGCUGCUUGGAUGUGCUUUGAUUGGAGAAGAGAGCGAGUCGACUUACACGUGGCUGUUUCGGACGUGGGUUAAAGCAGUGGGAGGAGGAGGUCGAGCUCCUGGAGUGAUGAUAACAGAUCAGGAUAGGGUUCUAAGCGACGUUGUUGCUCAAGUGUUACCGAGUGCUCGUCAUUGUUUCUGUUUGUGGGAUGUGGUUAGUAGAAUCCACGAGAUGGUGGAUCCUUUUGUGAGUCGAGAUGAUGGUUUCACGGAAUGUUUUAGGAACUGCGUGCACGGUUCUUGGACAGAUGAACAGUUCGAAAGGAGUUGGUCAGAGAUGAUUGGUAAGUUUGAGCUUAACGAGAACGAGUGGUUCAACUCGUUGUUUAACGAUCGGAGAAAGUGGGCGCCGCAUUAUUUUCGUGGAGUUUGUUUCGCUGGAUUGUCUGGACCUGAGAGAUCUGGAAGUAUCGUCUCUCAUUUCGACACGUAUAUGAACUCAGAAGCGGCUACAUUUAGUGACUUCUUUGAACGGUACGUGAAGUUUCUGCAGUAUCGUUAUGAUGUGGAGGCAAAGGAUGAUGAUAAUGAUUCUCAGAGCAAACAGCCUACGCUGAGGUCUUCUCUGGCUUUCGAGAAACAGCUUUCUUUGAUCUACACAGACGCUGCUUUUAAGAAGUUCCAAGCUGAGGUACUGGGAGUUGUUUCUUGUCAGCUUCAGAAAGAAAGAGAAGACGAGACGACAGCUGUAUUCCACGUCGAAGAUUUCGAAAAACGCCAAAACUUCUUCGUCGCUGUGAACAAAGAGCUGUUGGAUAUCUGCUGCUCUUGUUACUUAUUCGAGUACCAGGGGUUCCUCUGCAAGCAUGCGAUACUCGUACUUCAGAACUCUGAUGCUUCCUGCAUUCCGUCUCAGUAUAUAUUGAACCGGUGGUCAAAGAAGGGUGACAACAGAGAAGAGAAACACGGAGAACGUACCACUGUGCAUAACCGGAUGGCGCGUUUUGAUGAUCUCUGUAAGCGUUUUGUCAAGCUCGGAGAAGUUGGGUCUUUGUCAGAUGAAGCCUACAAGACUGCUUUACAGUUUCUGGAAAAAAACUUGGAGAAGUGUGUUAGUGUGAAUAGUUCUCCCAAGUUUCCUUCAGAGCCUGAAAGGUUAAUAACAAGUGAGUCUGUUGGCGUAGAGAAUGAAGGUACGUUGGACUGUUCAUCAAAACAGUCCAGGAAAAAGAAAACUCAGAAUAAAAGAAAGGCAUCUUGUGGGCCAGAGGAUGUGACGAACAGUUCAGAAGAACUCCGCCAAGAAACUGUUCAAGUUACCUCCAGUGCUCCUACCUUUGGGAACUGUUACAUUCCUCAAGCAGAUAUUGAAGGAACAGAACUAGGCUCACGUGCGGCAGCACCUCUUGGGAUGUAUUAUUCGAGUCAACAGACUAUUGGAUUCUCGUCGGUUUCUUCUGUCCAGGAUGGUUACUACGGACAUCCAGCGACCAUACAAGCAAUGGGAAACUUGCAUUCGGUUCAUGGACGGAUGAAUCAGUAUGAGACACAACCAGACAUCCAAGGAGCUUUUCAGGGACAGACAGGUUUCAGGGGAAGCGCUAUCCGUGGCUGCUACGACAUGGAAGAAACUCUUCACGACAUGACAAUGGAGUCUUCACAGUUUCAGGGAUCUGGUCCGAGCCAUCCGAGCGAUCACCGUUUGUCCCCCUAAUAAAAAACAAAAAGAGUUGCUUUUUUUUCAUUGGUAUAUACUUUCAUAUUCUGGAAAUGGCUUUGAGAUAACUGUUACUCUGAAUGUAGAAACAUAUGGAUAGAAAACAAUUCACACUUUCUUGUAGUUA